This is a messenger RNA of Otolemur garnettii (small-eared galago), 3259 nucleotides long. It is a transcript of the gene TPX2, whose product is annotated as TPX2, microtubule nucleation factor. The record is from RefSeq and is a predicted model, not a curated record. Gene Ontology annotation, biological process: activation of protein kinase activity; regulation of mitotic spindle organization. Gene Ontology annotation, cellular component: spindle; microtubule. NCBI's taxonomy places the organism in Eukaryota, Metazoa, Chordata, Mammalia, Primates, Galagidae. The transcript has 18 exons. Bases 307 to 2550 code for a protein of 747 amino acids.
CGGUUGGGCGCCGCCCGGGCCGGGUAGAGCGGGAGCGAGGUUUCCGGCCUCCGUUCUCUUCGUGACAGGAUUUUGCCGUGAAAGUCUGUCCGGAAAGUAGGGGAAAGGAGUUUCAGAAGGCUGUCGGCUAAUAACGGUAACGAUUCUUGAUAAGUAUUUGCCAGACUUUAAGAUUUCAGAAAAGAGGUGAAAGAGUAUAUUGCAACUUUGAGGCAAGCAAGUGGACUAACAAAUUAAACAACAGAAGGUGACCUGUGAAGAAAAGUGAUACAAAUACUGGAAAAACCUAGUGCUCAGUCCAGAACAAUGUCACAAGUUCAAACCUCUUAUUCAUAUGAUGUCCCUAAGGACUUUAUUGACUUUACAUCUUUGGAUGAUGAAGGAGACACUGAAAACAUAGAUUCAUGGUUUGAGGAAAAGGCCAAUUUGGAGAAUAAGCUUCUUGGGAAGAAUGGGACAGGAGGACCUUUUCAGAGCAAAACUCCUUUGAGAAAGUCUAAUCUUCAGCAAGCUAUUGUCACACCUUUGAGACCAGUUAAGAACACUUAUUACAAAGAGGCAGAAAAAGAAAAUUUUGUGGGACAAUCAAUUUCAUCAAAUACUUGUUCUUCCUUGGAAGUUGAGGGACCUGUAUCAAGAAAAACUCCAGCCCAGCCACAGAGAAGAUCUAUUAGACUCUCUGCUCAGAGAGAUUUGGAACAGAAAGGAACAGACCAUGUGAAAAUGAAAGCCAAGAGAUGUGCCACUCCUGUGGUUUUGGACGAAAUUCCACCCCCUAAAAAAAUGAAAGUUUCUAACAAGAAAAAGAAGCCAGAGGAAGGAGAUAGUGCUCGUCAAGAUACUUCUGAAAAGAAUGAGUCUUCCCCAGAGAAAGAAAAGGGUAGACGUACUGUGCCCUUUAUACGACCUGUAAGGCAGAAGAUUCUGAAAAGUACUGAGGAACAAGACUUGGAGAAGAGAAUGAAGAUGCAGCAGGCGGUGAUGGAGAUGCGGAGAAAGAAUGAAGAAUUCAAGAAAUUUGCUCUUGCAGGAGCAGGGCAACCUGUGAAGAAAUCAGUGAGCCAGGUAACCAAAUCAAUUGACUUCCACUUCCACACAGAUGAGCGCAUUAAACAACAUCCUAUAAACCAAGAGGAGUAUAAGGAAGUGGACUUUACUUCUGAACUUCGAAAGCAUCCUUCAUCUCCUGCCCGAGUGACUAAGGGAUGUACGAUUAUUAAGCCUUUCAACUUGUCCCAGGGAAAGAAAAGAGCAUUUGAUGAAGCAGCUUCUACAUAUGUGCCCCUUGCGCAGCAGGUUGAAGCCUUCCAUAAACAAACCCCUAACAGAUAUCAUUUGAGAAGCAAGAAGGAUGAUAUUAGUCUGUUACCUUCCAAAUCUUCUGUGGCCCAGAUCUCCAGAGACCCACAGACUCCUGUACUGCAAACCAAACAGCGCACAAGGCCUGUGACCUACAAAAGUGCUGCAGAUCAGGAGGCUGAGGAGCUUGAGAAACUGCAACAAUACAAAUUCAAAGCACGUGAACUUGAUCCCAGAAUUCUUAAAGGUGGGCCCAUCUUACCCAAGAAACCACCCGUGAAACCACCCACUCAGCCUAUCGGCUUUGAUUUGGAAAUUGAGAAAAGAAUCCAAGAGCGAGAGUCAAAGAAGAAAUCAGAUGAUGAACACUUUGAAUUUCAUUCCAGACCUUGCCCUACUAAGAUUUUGGAAGAUGUUGUGGGUGUUCCUGAAAAGAAGGUACUUCCAAUCACUGUCCCCAAGUCACCAGCUUUUGCACUGAAGAACAGAAUUCGGAUACCCACCAAAGGAGAUGAGGAAGAAGAUGAACCAGUAGUGGUAAGAGCUCAACCUGUGCCACAUUAUGGGGUGCCUUUUAAGCCCCAAAUCCCAGAGGCAAGAACUGUGGAGUUAUGCCCUUUCUCCUUUGAUUCUCGAGACAAAGAACGUCAGUUAAAGAAAGAGAUGAAAAUACGAGAACUGCAGAAAGGGGAGGUACCUGUGUUCAAGGCACUUCCCUUGCCUCAUUUUGACACUAUUAACCUGCCGGAGAAGAAGGUAAAGAAUGUGACCCAGGUUGAGCCUUUCUGCUUGGAGACUGACAAAAGAGGUGCUCUGAAGGCGCAGAUUUGGAAGCACCAGCUGGAGGAAGAACUGAAACAACAGAAGGAAGCAGCUUGUUUCAAGGCUCGUCCAAACACCGUCAUCUCCCAGGAGCCCUUUGUUCCCAAGAAAGAAAAAAAAUCAGUUACUGAGGGCCUUUCUGGUUCUCUAGUUCAGGAACCUUUUCAGCUAGCUACUGAGAAGAGAGCCAAGGAGCGGCAGGAGUUAGAGAAGAGAAUGGUUGAGAUUGAAGCCCAGAGAGCCCAGCAGUUGGAGGAAGCCAGGCAACAGGAGGAAGAACAGCAGAAGGAAGAGCUAGCCAGGCUACGGAAAGAACUGGUGCAUAAGGCAAAUCCAAUACGCAAGUACCAGGGUGUGGAGGUAAAGUCAAGUGACCAGCCUUUGACUGUGCCUGUAUCUCCCAAGUUCUCUACUCGAUUCCACUGCUAAACUCAGCUGUGAGCUGCAGACAGCACCUGGCAACAGACCUGCUCCUGCAUCAAACUAGAACCCAUCUUUGUCACUGGGAAUGGAGAGCACCCAUUUCUUCAGACUUUUACCUACUGGUGAUUGGGAAUGGAGAGCACCCAUUUCUUCAGACUUUUACCUACUGGUGCCUGAGACAACAUACUUGACAACCAACGACUCCAGUUUUAUUGCCAGGUGUUUUCUUACAUUAUUGAGGCUCGAUUAUACUCUGUGUAGUUAUUUCCUUUUAGCCUUCAGUUGGCAUUUAAUAUGACUCUUAACUAUGACUAGAAUUUAAAGUCUUGAUGUCAACACAGUGUAAUCUCUCUUGCAUCUUACCCCUUUCCUUUUGUAAAAUUUUAAUAGAAAAUAAAGAUAGUUUAAUCCUGAGAUAGGGAUUAAGUCAUGGUUUAAAUGAGGAACAAUCAAUAUAUCAGAUUCUUUCCUCUUUACUGCACAUAGUGAUUUUAUAGAUAAGGAGCCAUUUGCUAUGAGGGUAGAAAACCUCAUUGACUAACACCAGUGAGGAAGAAGACUACCUGGACUUAUGGGGACCCUCAUAGCAGCUAUUUGGCAACCUUUAGACAUAUUCUUCUUCUUUUUUUGAUAUUGAUGAUAACAAGGAACAGUGCAGCAUACAUUUUAAGACUUGGCCUGGAGUAAACAUGUUUUGUCUUCCCCUCCCUGAUUU